Merops nubicus (carmine bee-eater) is the source of this 1743-nucleotide messenger RNA. RefSeq names its product centromere protein J-like. Gene Ontology annotation, molecular function: tubulin binding. Lineage: Eukaryota; Metazoa; Chordata; Aves; Coraciiformes; Meropidae. The record is from RefSeq and is a predicted model, not a curated record. The coding region runs from base 1 to 1743 and encodes 580 amino acids. Gene Ontology annotation, biological process: centriole elongation; cilium assembly. Gene Ontology annotation, cellular component: nucleus; centrosome; centriole. The transcript is spliced from 14 exons.
AUGGCGGCUCUUGGGCAGAGCCCCACACGGAUACCCCCACCCUCCUGGUGGCCCUGCUGUCAUGCCUGCAUCAGCCUUCAGCCACCAGACUACCCAAACACUGCCCUGGUGGCCAACAAGACGUCAGGGCAGCAGGACGAGGGGAUGAGACAGCAGAUGGAGCAGCUGAAAAAGCUGGUGGCUGAACAGCAGAAAAUCAUUUCACUUUACAACUCAGGGAUAAGCACUGAGCCACUGCUUCAGUGUACUGAGACCCCCACAAAAAACCUUUCCAGACAAGAUGGUCAGGAAGAGAACAGAAAUGAAAACAAAGAUAACAGUCGAUUAAAUGAAAGAAGUUUCCUUGAAACUUUUUCUGCUGGCAAAGAACAAAGAGAACACCUAAAGGAGGAGAUUCCUCCAUCUCCUUUUGGCAUAGAGGGGAAGAUGAAGACUGAGAACAUGCAAGACAGAGUCAGACUGGCAAGCAAAAAGAUUAUCCAUGGUAUAGUGGUGCUAGGUGGAGGUGGGGUAUACAAAGAAUGUCCAAUCACACCAGCAAUUGGUAUUAGACAAAAGGCUUCUGAAGAAUUUGUUGGAGAACAACGUAAGGCAGACAACCAUCUCCUAGAAAAGCAGCAGAUGCAGCAGCAGAUAUUAAAACAACAGAUUGCUGGACUACAGGAGGAGUUCAAGAGAAACGAGUCCUGCUGGCAUGCUGCCUACAGCAAGCUGAGAGACCAGGUUGAGAUGCUGACCAGGCAGAACAUGGAGCUUCGAGAUGAGCUCAGAGUUUCAGAACAUCAGAGAUGGAAAGCAGAAGAAAAACCAGAAACUGUGAAUUUCAUGGACAGAAAAUCAGAGACCCCGGCAACAGAAGCCUCUGUGCAAAGAGUUGAUCCUUUGCGAUUGGUGACAAAGGAAUACGAAGAAAAGAAACCAUCUAACUGUUCCUUUGGCAGAAGCACAACACCAACUGGCAGGAGGACACCUCACCAGGGAAGACUGACACCUGUGGAAACAGAAGAAAAAAAGUUCAGAGGUGACCAAUGCACCAAGGCAUUGCAUGGGCCUGUGGCCUCCCGAGUGCCAGGGGCUGGGAUCAUUAGUGACUCGCCAUCCAGUACGCCUCUAAAAUCAGUAUUAUCUAGAAGGUCAAGAUUACAUCAAGAGAGAAGAAAAAGUGAGGAAGAGGUGCAGGAAAAAAUAGAGUAUCGUGACGGAAAGGUAGAAGAGGUGCUUACUGAUGGGCGUCGGAUCAUCACUUUCCGCAACGGUACUAAAAAAGAGAUCAGUGCUGAUAAGAGGAUGACAACGAUAAGCUUUGUCAAUGGAGAUGUAAAGAGGAUCAUGCCAGAUCAGAGAGUGAUUUAUUAUUAUGCAGAUGCACAGACAACCCACACUGCUUAUCCAGAUGGCCUGGAGGUGAUGCAGUUCCCUAAUAAUCAGAUAGAAAAGCAUUAUCCUGAUGGCACACAAGAGAUUGUGUUCCCAGAUCACACAGUGAAAUGUCUCUACAGUAACGGAUUCAAGGAGACUUUUUUCCCAGAUGGUACAGUAGUAAAAGUAGAAAAGAAUGGAGAUAAAAUCGUGGAAUUCAGUAAUGGCCAAAGGGAGAUUCACACUGUGCAGUUCAAGCGGCGGGAGUACCCAGACGGCACUGUAAAAACUGUCUACUGCAAUGGCAGGCAGGAAACCAAGUACUCCACUGGGCGAGUCCGAAUCAAAGAUGAAGAGGGUAAUAUCAUCCUAGAUAAGAAGUGA